Trifolium pratense (red clover) is the source of this 1949-nucleotide messenger RNA. RefSeq lists its product as uncharacterized. NCBI's taxonomy places the organism in Eukaryota, Viridiplantae, Streptophyta, Magnoliopsida, Fabales, Fabaceae. Gene Ontology annotation, cellular component: nucleus. Gene Ontology annotation, biological process: DNA recombination; DNA repair; DNA replication. The transcript has 12 exons. Gene Ontology annotation, molecular function: DNA binding. The coding region runs from base 123 to 1685 and encodes 520 amino acids. The record is from RefSeq and is a predicted model, not a curated record.
ACGUGGCAUUUGCAUUUAAUGCUACCUUCUUUUCCCUCUUCUCUUUGUACUUCUUUCUGACCAAUCAUAUCACCUUUUCCCUUCACAUUAGCAAGCUAGCAAGAGUGUGUUGAGGUCACAUCAUGUCAAGAGAGUUUGAUUUCAUCAAGGAUCUCACCAAAGAUAGGGAGAUUUGGAAAAUAGCUGUAAGAGUGGUUGACACUUGGACUGUUAUAGGCACCAAUGGUUUUCCACAUGUUGAAAUGGUUAUUGCUGAUUCAAAGGGUGAUCGUGUUCAAGCUAUAACUCGCCAUAAGGAAUUUGAACAUUGGAAGGAAUUUGUUGUCUACAAUAAUGUCUAUGUUUUGCAUAACUGUCAUGUUUAUGAUAAUGAUGCAGGUUUUAAAACCUGUGAUAGUCCAUACAAAGUUGUGUUUGGAUCCGGUACCAAGUUCAUGAAAGAUGACUCUAUCACUAACAUUCCUCCUCAUCAUUUUCGCUUCAAAAGUUUUAAGGAAGUUCAGGAUGGAAAGUUUAAAAUCAAUAUUUUGUAUGAGAUCAUUGGCGUUCUUCAUGAAGUUGUCAAAACUCAGACCGCAGCUUCUGGAAAAAAACCUUGCACAAAUUUAAUCUUGGCUAAUGAAAGUGGAGACAUGGUUGAUGUUACUUUGUGGGAAGCUUUUUCUACUCAAUUACAAAACUUCAUUUCUGGUCGCAAAGAAAAGGGUCCAAUCUUUUUAAUCCUAACACAUGCUCAGUGUAAACUAGGAGAUAAUGGGAGGCCAACCUUUUGUAACAAUUGGUCAGGAUCACAGCUUUUAAUCAAUCAUAACCACCCAGAUGUUGCCAACUUUAAGUCUUUAUUUAAAGACAUUGAAAACUCUCAAGCUGCUACUCAAGACUUUACUCAGGUUUCGUCUUCAUCUCAAUUAGGCAAAGAUGACCACUUCUCAAAUAUGUCUCAGGUCAAAACUAUUGCUCAAAUGAAACUCUCUCAAAAGGACUCAUAUUGCAUUACUGUUGGAACAACCAAAAAAUUCAAUCCUAAUCAAUUUGGUUGGUACUAUGAGAGUUGUUCCAAAUGCACAAAGUCCUCAAGGUCUAUGGGUGAGAAUUAUACAUGCUCAUGUGGUGAAAAUGUCAAACUUCCAAUUGCUAGGUACAAAGUUGUUAUUCAAGUUGAAUCCGAAGGACAUAAGGCUGAUUUUGUUUUUUGGGAUAGUGAAUGUCAUGGUAUUAUUGGUACAACUGCUGAGGAACUAAGGGAGAAAAUGAAGAAGGUUGGUGAGGACGAUCCCAAAAUCUAUCCUAUUGACCUUGACAAGCUACUCAACUUAGAGUUUGCAUAUAAAGUCAAGUACCAAACUUAUUAUCGUCAAGCUUCCAUUAAUCAAAUGACCAAUGAUCCAACACUUAUUGCUAACAUCAAGCUUCACAUGAAUUUAAAACAUCCUUCACAAUCUGUUGAAAUUGAACUCAAAGAUGGAACUAAUUCUCAAAAGGAGAACACUGAAUGCUCUGAUUCUUUGGCAUUUGUUUCGCAAUCUCUUUCGGCUUGCGGAGACAAUGAAUUUGACAUUACUUCAAACUCUACACCUGCUAAGCGUCUUUCUGCAGCAAUUCAAGUUGACGACAUUGCAUCUCCGCCUUUGACAACAACGAAGCGUUCAUCCACAAAGAACGCCAAGCAUAUCAAACUUGAAUGAACUACUUAUGAUGGACACAAUUCCAAUUCCAUAUGUCAUUCACUUUUUUGAUACAAUUGAAUGACAAAUUAAUGUCCUCGAAUCCUUGCUGUCCAAGUUUAAUAUGGAUCUCAUUUUGAAUUAUCAGACAAUAUUUUGCUGACUUCAUUUCAACUUCUGCAUCUGCUAUUUUAUGUUGAAGAACCUUUACUAUGAAACUCCCUUGAAAUUAUUAAUUAUGUAAUAUUAUCUAUGUGUUGAAUCAUCUAACUUGGAUAACUUCUA